AUGCGCCCCGGCGCGUGCCCCCUUCACUCACGGGCUCGCCGCGCACGCGCAGAAGCAGCUCGCGUCCUAUUGGCCGCCAGGUCAUCGCACGCUCUGCAGCGGCGCCCCCGUUCACCGACCGGCAGCCGCCGCGCACGCGCACUUCUCCCUCCCGGGCAGCCGGCUGGCUGCCGCGCAGGCGCAGUCGAGACCGUUUCGGGAACGCGCUGUCUCGCAGCAACCUUCCUCUGCAAGGGAAAUCCUGUCAGGUGCCCACUUUCACCGCUGUCUCCUGCUCUGCCUGCUCCUACUUUCAGCAUGGUAAAGAAGAAUACUAUCCCUGAUGGAUGGCGGAGUUUGACACCAGUUGGACAGCCUAUACCAGGAACAAGAUUUAUUGCAUUCAAAGUACCUUUAAAAGGGGCAAUUAACCAGAGGCUUACCCCAACCCAGAAGUUUACACCAAAAGACUUAAUUGCUGCAAUGAAAGCCCUAAAUGUGGAACUUGGAUUAAUUAUUGAUUUAACAUAUACCACACGAUACUAUGAAGUUAAGGAUUUACCUAAAAGUGUGCAGUAUAAGAAACUUUAUACCAUUGGACUUGAAGUCCCUGAUAAUGCUACUAUCCUACAGUUCAAAAAAUGGGUCAGAAAAUUCCUAUGGGAAAACGCAGGAAAUGAGAAACUCAUUGGCGUUCACUGUACUAAUGGAAUUAAUAGAACCGGCUACCUUAUAUGUAGAUAUCUUGUAGAUGUUGAAGGCUGGGAUCCAGAGGCAGCAAUCCAAGCUUUUGGUGAUGCUAGAGGUCAUCGCAUGGAUGGUCUUGUGUAUCUCACAGAUCUCAGAACACAACCAAUGAGAAGUAACCUUGGAAUGGAUGUAUGGGAUUCAGAUGAAGAUAUUAUUCCCCCACCACAUGCAAUGGAAGAACCUGUAGAGCGGUUCCCAAAUGAGGAUUUUCAGGGGUCUGGGAAAAGAUUAAGAAUUUAUGAUGACCACUCUCACAAUGAUUUGCAAGGACAAAUGCAGUUGAGAGAUUUUGAUUUUAUUAACAAAGGACCUGGACAAAGACGGAGACCACUUCAUGACCAUCAGACUCGGGAUGAUUUAAGAGCACCAAUGCAGAUGAGAAAUUGGGACUGCAAUAGAGAACCAGGACAGAGGCAAAGACCCUUUCCUGAUCACCAGUUUUAUGAUGAUUAUCAAGAAGACAUGCAGCUGAAGGACUUGGACUUCAGUAACAAGAGACUUGGAGAAAAGUUGAGACCUUUUCAUGGACACCAGUUUCAUGAGGAUUUACAGGCAGAGAGACAAUCAAGGGACAUUGAAUUUAAGAGAGGCCGUGGGCAAAGGCAAAGAUCUUUUCCUGACCAUCCAUCUCACAGUGAUUUGAAGGAAGACAGACAGUCAAAGGAUUUUGAUUUUGGUAGCAGAGGCCGUGGCCAGAGACGAAGAGUGUUCCAUGAUCACCAGUCUCAUGAUGAAUUUCAGACUCAGAUGCAGUUGAAAGAGGUAGAUCGUGUCAACAAAGGUCCUGGCCGAAGACUGAGAUCUUACCAUGACUAUCAGUCACAUGAUGACAUACAGCCACAAUUAGGGGAUUUUGAAUUUGUUAACAGGGGUCGUGGGCAGAGGUUGAGACCUUUCAAUGAUCACCAGCCUCACAAUGACUUACAAGCAGAGGUGCAACUAAAAGAUUAUGAUAAUAAAGGUACUGGACAAAGACACAGACCUUUUCAUGACCAUCAGCCCUAUGAUGACUUACAGGAACAGACUCAGUUAAAAGACUUUGAUUAUGUUAAUAAAGAGCAUGGACAAAGGCCAAGACCUUUUCAUGGUCAUCCAGGUCAUGAUGACUUGCCACGUGAAUGGUGUUCAGACAGAAUUCAGUCUUUUUCUUCCCAUGAAAAUGCACCAGAACCUCAUUUCCCCUCAUCUCCUUCACUUCAGAGAGAUUAUGGAUCUGAUAAUGAAGACUUUGAAAGAAGUUAUAGUAAUCGACCAAAUUGUCCUGAAGACAAUAGAAGAAUGCAUCCCUCAGAUGAAUUUACUAGGGGAAAAAACAGAUUUGCACCAUAUUCUUCACGAACAAUGCAUCCAUCUUCAUCUGCACACCAAGAAGAUAGUUCAAUAGACUAUGAAAAAACACCUUUUCAAGGUGAAACUUCCAGAGAGAUGGAACAAAGCAAAAGAUUACCAGCUGUAACAGUUGAUUACAAUUAUGGUCUGCCAUUAGGUUGUAGACCUGAAGAUGAAGAGAGAACACAUUAUGAUUUACCUCCAAGAGAACACUACAACUGGAACUGAAUAAAAAGGACAAUGUUUGCUCAGCUUAGACUUAAUUUUACACAUUUUACUUUGUAUGUGGACCAAUGUUUUUUUGUUGUUUUUUUUUUUUUUGAUGAAUUAGGAAAAUGCAAAUUUGAGUAGUAGAGAACUGGUCAAUAUUGUAAGAUUAGCUUCUACUGAGGUUUGGUUCUUUAAAUUUAUUAGGGUCUAUUUGUUAAGUGUAGUUGGAGACAAGGUCUGAGUCCACAUGGAAUUAAAGUAGUCCUUCCUCUUAGUGAAAUUGGAACCCUGUACCUUCAAACAACUUUCUGAGUGAUUGCAGUUGUGUUUUUUGUUCUACAUUUAUUUAAAAUGAUGUGAUUGCAGGAUGCAAAAGUAAUAAUAAAAUACUAGCAUUGAGAUUAUAGGAAAAUACUAUAAAACGAAUGAAGCAAA
Messenger RNA from Columba livia (rock pigeon), 2703 nucleotides. RefSeq lists its product as uncharacterized. Gene Ontology annotation, molecular function: protein tyrosine/serine/threonine phosphatase activity; polynucleotide 5'-phosphatase activity. Gene Ontology annotation, biological process: dephosphorylation. The transcript is spliced from 12 exons. The coding region runs from base 1 to 2286 and encodes 761 amino acids. NCBI's taxonomy places the organism in Eukaryota, Metazoa, Chordata, Aves, Columbiformes, Columbidae. The record is from RefSeq and is a predicted model, not a curated record.